Molecule: messenger RNA, 5295 nt
Organism: Pleuronectes platessa (European plaice)
Lineage: Eukaryota; Metazoa; Chordata; Actinopteri; Pleuronectiformes; Pleuronectidae
Gene: mgat4c
Product: mgat4 family member C
Exons: 7
Coding region: 406-1839 (477 amino acids)
Biological process (GO): protein N-linked glycosylation
Molecular function (GO): acetylglucosaminyltransferase activity
Source: RefSeq, a predicted model, not a curated record
AGCGGCGUCUGCGUGCCCGCCUGUCUGAGCAGUCGUGCGGGAUCGCGGAGCCGGUGUCUGAGUCCCUGUGACCGACAAGAGGAAAGAGACAUAGAGAGAGACAGAGAACCCUCCCCCUGCUGACACCUGCAUGUGGAGCUGACCCACUGCAGCGACAUGGUGGCCAUAUGAAGACUCCCUUCAUAUCCUACUCAUCUAAUGGAAUAGAGCCAGAUACUCUUAAUGUCAAGCCUCCGAGACCCCUGCCACUUUGAUGUGUGAGCACACCCACCAAUAAUGGCCCAUAGGAUACGCAGUGGAAAUACAGCCGAGGCAGACAUCUUCAUGUAUCCCGUCCAGGUCAAGCUGCAGACUUUCUCCCACAACAUCUGACUUUUACAAGAUCCUGGUGACCGGGUGCACAGCAUGAGGCUGCUGUGGAAAUCUGUGGACAAGAUGAGGUGUCUGAGGAAACGCUCCACUAUUCCCUUCCUCGGCUUCCUCAUCACCUUCCUCCUCUUCCUGAACCUCUACAUCGAGGAUGGCUACGUUCUGGAAGAGGAUAAGCGGCAGCUCAGGGAAGCCUCAGUCCACCCACCGAGCUCAGAACGAUACGUUCACACUUUCAGAGACCUUAGUAAUUUCUCUGGAACAAUUAAUGUCACGUAUCGUUAUCUUGCUGGAACCCCGCUGAACCGCAAGAAGUAUCUUACCAUUGGAUUGUCUUCAGUGAAAAGGAAAAGAGGGAAUUAUCUUCUUGAGACCAUCAAAUCCAUCUUUGAUCAGUCCAGUUACGAGGAACUGAAAGAGAUAGUGGUUGUGGUCCACCUGGCCGACUUUGACCUGGUCUGGUGUGAGAACCUGGUUCAGGAAAUCACCAGGAAGUUUGCUCACCACAUCAUAUCCGGACGCCUCCUGGUGAUCCAGGCACAAGAGGAGUAUUACCCGUCGCUGGAUGGAUUGAAAAGGAACUAUAACGACCCGGAGGACCGUGUCCGUUUCCGCUCGAAGCAGAACGUCGACUACGCGUUCCUCCUCAACUUCUGCACAAACCUUUCUCACUUCUACAUGAUGUUAGAGGACGACGUGCGCUGCUCCAGGAACUUCCUGACAGUUCUGAAGAAGGUGAUCAACUCCAGAGAAGGCUCCUACUGGGUGAUGCUGGAGUUUUCCAAGCUUGGCUACAUCGGGAAGCUGUACCACUCCAGAGACCUGCCACGUCUGGCUCAUUUCCUGCUCAUGUUCUACCAGGAGAUGCCCUGUGACUGGCUCCUCAUCCACUUCAGGGGUCUGCUGGCCCAGAAGGACGUGAUCCGCUUCAAGCCCUCGCUUUUCCAGCACAUGGGCUACUACUCAUCUUACAAAGGAGCGGAGAACAAACUGAAGGACGACGACUUUGAGGAAGACUCCAUAGAUAUUCCUGACAACCCCCCUGCCAGCCUUUACACAAACAUCAACGUCUUUGAAAACUAUGACGCAACCAAGGCUUACAGCACAGUGGACGAAUACUUUUGGGGGAAGCCUCCAUCCACUGGAGACUUCUUUGUCAUAGUCUUUAACAAAUCUACCAAAAUCAGUAAAAUUAAGAUUGCCACUGGUUCUGACGACCGGCAGAAUGACUUUCUUCACCACGGAGCUCUGGAAGUGGGAGAGAAGCUGGUUGGGACUAAAAAAGGAAAACAGUGUUCAGCUUAUAUUACAUUAGGGGAGUUUAAAAAUGGCAACAUUGAGGUUCAAGAUGUAGACCACAAGAUUGCCUUUGAUAUUGAGUGUGUACGCAUCGUUGUGACGGCCAGUCAGAAAGAAUGGCUUAUUAUUAGGAGUAUAAGUUUAUGGACUACACAACCUCCCAGCCAAUGAAGACUAUACACAAAGACUCUUAGUUUGUCGUUUAGACUAGGGUUUUUACUAUGAUUAUGAUUUGUUAAUGUGUGAAUUUUCAGGAUUAUUUAUUAAUUUUGUAUGUAUUUAUUAAUACUAAUUUUGAUUGUUAAAUCAAUCAAUAGUUUUUAUACCUGCAAGUUGUAACCUUAAUGGGACAUCAUUCCAGUCUUUAAGGACUGUUCAACUAACCUCAGUGUCCAUCAGCAUAGGUCUUUUCGAUAGUCCAUAGUCCUUUUCAGCAUUUAUGUGGCUGAUAAGUCAUUAUUAUGUUUUUUAUGAACUAUAAUAUUCUAAUGACACAAUCUCAUUAUGUUAUUGUUUUUUAUCCAAGAUGAGGCUUACAACAUUCUCUCUUUUUACCAUCAACAAAUCCUACAAAUAGACCAAAUCCAUUUUUCAUUUGAUCAUUGUGUAGCCAAAGUCUCAUAAAUCUCAUUCUUCUAUAUUCUUUUGUGCCAUGUAGCCAUACCCUGAAAACACGUCCCUCCUAAACCAGGAACAUACACACACUGUUAUUUAUUUUGAGACAUCCCCUGAUGUACCUUUCAUCUGCAUUAAUCCACUUUUGAAAAUGGUGUUCAACUAAUGUGGUAGCCUACUUAAAUUUAUCUUAAGUAACAUUUCCUCAAAGGUCUGUAUUUUUCUAAUGAAACAUAUUAUUUGUGACCCAUUUUCCAACAUUCAUGUCUUUAAUAGGAAUGAAUGGGCUCGGGGCUGAAUGCCACAGACAGUGUGGGCAGGUCAGAAUGUACUGAGCAAUAGACUAAUAUAUUAUUUGUUUUAUUCUUUUCAUGGUAUUAGUUGACAGUAACAAGUGUGUAGAAUAAUUCUAUUAGCUUUCGCCAAACAGAGAGUAACUGGAAGUUAUUGAAGGUUUUGUUUUAUGCAUUUAAUCAAAUGUUAAUCAUUAAGCAUAGUAUGAAACGUUUUUUUUUCCAUAUGAUUUGCAUAAUUUGUCAUAUCAUAAUGUAUAUAUUUCAAAACCUCAUUGUCAAAUGAAAAGUUUUAUUAUUCAGUAUCAUUGUUUUUCAACCACAUCAGCUGACCCUGACUUGAUAGUGUAUUAUACUUUAUGUCAUAAGUGGUUGAUUUGAUUGAUUUACUUUAAGAAUGUUUUUGCAGACUCUUUAGAAAGCUGCUGCAAGUCUCAAUUUUACAGUUCUGUUGCUUUGUAUAAAUAUUUUGAAGCACUCUGUGUUUAAACAUGAGCAGAAAUCUGCUAGGAAAUGCAAUUAUGUGUUUUUAAGAAACACUUCUCAUCCAAUUAUAACUAUCGUGUCUCAUUCAAUUUUUCAUGACUGAAAUGAAACCUGCAGAAGUGCAGCACUGGGAUUUCUCUCUGAGAAUGUCCCCAUUUGGCCCUUAAUUAUUUUCCUCCUUGAAACCCCACCAGGAAAGUUCCAGAGGUCAUUGCUUCCUUCGAUAUUCAUAAUGUAACACCCAACUUUUUCAAGUUUCAAAUGUUGCCCCCUGCUGUAAUUGUCUCCUCUAUUGUGGUGGAGGAGGGCGUGGAAGUAGGCCGAGCUCUCUUACCGGCACUGUAUGUUCCGUCCAGGCUGCUGACAGGAGAACAAUGUCUGUUUUCACCCGUCGGCUCAAAGAGAUGAGAUUAGAUUGCACAGUGAAGAAUGGUCAAGGUGUGCUCUUAGAUCUCUUUUUUUUCCCACCACAGCACAAUUUUCACCUAGUAAAUUGGUCUGUGUUUUCCUCACUCUGUACACCAGCAAAACAACAUCUCCCCCGGAGCUAUAGGAUCUCAAUUCGUUCUUUCCCCAAUGUUGCGCUCACACAACUACAGUGUUCCCCCCCCCCCCCCCCUACACGGUUGCCUCUCUGUGAGCUUUCCUCUCGGCUCAGGCUGUCUGCUGCUGCUUUGGGGGAAAUCGGUUGGCUUUUGCCAUGAAGAUCUUUUCCUAAGUCCACAUCCUAAUCUAUGUUACACAGUAGACAUCUGCAAAAUGUAACUCAUCAUCACCGUGAUCCUCAAAGCAAUUCACAACUAUGCUUUACAAAUAGCCUUGUCAUUUUCCAUGUUCACGUAGUUAUAAUCUGUCGUUGAGCGAUGUUCAGUGACAGAUUGGUUUCCUGAUUGAAAUGGCAUCAAGGAAUCACUCAACAAUGCAAUAAAGAGGUAAAUGUUUACAUAACACUGAUGUUAUUUAGGGACGUGACGUGCGAAACAGAUCGUGUUCAUAAAGCAUGCUGCGACAGUUUUGUUAAGUGUUGUUCUGCUGUUGCGAUAGACACCUGUUCUAUGUUUUCUCUCAAGGUCUCGCUCAGUGUCGAGACAUUUCGCAGAUUGGCUCGUAGCACCGCCUCGAAAUCCUUCCCCAGCAAAUCCCCCCUGUGCUAUCUGAGAUGAAAUUAGAAUGGCCACCCCCUCAAAAUACGGCUUAUUGUUUUUCCCCACCAUUUCCCUUGGAAUGCAGCUAUUCAUUUUGGUGAAUGGUUCUGUGACCUGCAUGUAUCAUCUCCUUGGAGGGGAACCUGUUUGAAUGGAUGAUGCACAGAAUCUCCAAUAUGCUGCGUGUGUGGUAUUCUUUACAACGCGCACCAUGUUGCCAAUUCAGGAUUGUAUUACCUGCUUAUGAGCUAUAAACACAUGAUGUCACCACUGACAAGUGUAAUAGAUGGAUUUGAUACGCCUCCUGCCCAAGUAGAGCAACGGUGUUAAGAGGCAAGAUAUAUCUGGAAGGGAAAUGAUCUGGCUUUAUUUGAAGUAAGACGGUGUCCUAAACUAACUGCACGUUGCAGAUUUAUGGACGGAUUUACAUCCUGAAGAUAACAACAAAAGCUGCAUAAAUUCUUUGCCAUUGGCAGCAAGGUUGGACCGAGACCAUUAUCGAAAUACUCAACAACUAUAAUGUUCUCCGAUUUGGUACUUACAACAAUAAGUGGCUAUCUUAACUGUCCAUUUAUCAGGAAUACGACACUAGCUGUAUGGGCCGGCAGAGGUGUGUUGAUCACUUGAAUAAAGGUAACUGUCAGAGUUUGUUUUAUUGUAAAGGCUGCGAGGGUCCAAGCCCCGAAGUUCAACUGACAAAUGUGAAUAUGAUGGGUCCUGACUUAUUUGAAAUGUAAGUUGUCUUCCGGUAGAGCAUGUACAAAGUGCAUGAACAAAAGCAUCUUCAGUGGAUAUAACAACUCCUUUCGUACACCAGGAUCUAUGAAUUACUGUUCAGCUUCUGCUAAUGAAAUUGUACUGGGUUUGUACGUAGAAGCCGACGCUACCUUACUACUGGUUCACAUGUGCUGUAUAUCGUUAAGUGGAGCAAGUGUGUUAAGAUGUUGUUUCUGUGUCCGUUUUACUUUCCAUUGUUCUCUAAAUGGUACGUAUUGUAAGAUGACAUAUAUUUUUUUACACGUAUCGUUUCAAAUGUUGUAUUGUAUAUAUUGUACUUAAAUGAAAUUAGAUUAAACAAAUGAAUGCCA